Molecule: messenger RNA, 3632 nt
Organism: Xenopus tropicalis (tropical clawed frog)
Lineage: Eukaryota; Metazoa; Chordata; Amphibia; Anura; Pipidae
Gene: nol6
Product: nucleolar protein 6
Cellular component (GO): nucleolus; chromosome
Source: RefSeq, marked provisional
CAACCAGCAGGUCCCACGUGUGAGGGGAAAGAUGCAGAAGAAACGGAACCGGACCGGGCCGCCCCAGCAGGAAGCUGCAAGUGAUGACGGGGAGAUGUCUGACAGCUCUGACAAGAUGGAGGUGGCCCAAGGCAAAGGCAAAUCUGCUGUCAAAAGGGCCCCCGAUGCCGACGAGGUGCUGAGACCUGUGAAACUGAGCAAAUCUGACUUAUACAAACCUCCCACCAACGAUGAGCUGAACCGACUGAAGGAAACUGAGCAUCUCUUCCAUACCAACCUCUUGCGUAUGCAGAUAGAGGAGCUCUUGCAGGAAGUGAAGCUGAAAGAGAAGAGGAGAAAGACUAUUGAUGGAUUCCUGCGCGAGAUCAAUACUCUCCUGGGCACCAUCCCUGAGACGCCCCAGACAGACCUCACAGACCAGACGUGGCUUCCCGACUCCAUCAAGGUUCCCAUUCUGCAAGUCCCAUACCAAGUAAAGGGCAAAUUCUGCUUCCUGCCCCCUUCCUCUAUUAAAGUGGUGGGCAGUUACCUGCUGGGAACCUGCAUCAAACCCGAGAUUAACGUGGAUCUUGCCGUCACCAUGCCUCAGGAAAUACUCCAGGCCAAGGACAAUCUGAACCAGCGCUAUUCGAGAAAAAGGGCCCUAUACCUCGCCCACAUCGCCAGUCACCUCGCCAAUAACGAGCUCUUCAGCAGCGUGAAGUUCACCUACAUGAACAGUAAUCAUCUCAAGCCGGUCCUCCUGCUCCGGCCCCACGGGAAAGAUGAAAAGCUGGUGACCGUUCGGAUCCAUGUCUGCCCCCCUCCGGGGUUCUUCAAGCUCAGCCGGCUGUACCCCAAUAAGAAUAAUGUCCGGACGGCAUGGUACACGGAGCAAGAAACCGAAGGAGUUAAUGAGCCCCCAACCCCUCACUAUAACAACACCAUUUUGUCUGACCUGACCCUUGAGCACCAUCUUCACCAUCUGUCCAACUGUGCCAGCGACUUCCCUGGCAUGAAGGAUGCCGUUGCUCUCCUCAAGGUCUGGCUACACCAGCGCCAGCUUGACAAGGGCUACGGGUGUUUUAAUGGGUUCCUGGCCGCCAUGUUGAUUUCGUAUCUUCUGUCGAAAAACAAGAUCAAUAAGGUGAUGAGUGGGUACCAGGUGCUGCGGAACACACUCCAGUACUUGGCAACCACAGACCUGACGGUUAAUGGGAUAACAAUGGCAACAUCCACAGACUCUUCCCUGCCCUCUCUGCAUGAUUUCCACGAGGCCUUCCAGGUUGUGUUUGUUGAUCCCCUGGGAGUGGUAAAUCUCUGCGCCGAUAUGACCACCAACAAGUACCACCAGAUUCAGUUUGAGGCCCGGGAGUCUCUGAAGGUUCUAGAUGACACAAGCGCGGAUGGAUUCCAUCUUCUCCUCAUGGUCCCAAAACCCUUCGUACGGACAUUCGACCACGUCUUCCACCUCACAAAUGUGUCCAAGCUCCAGGGAACCUGCAAGAAGAUGAAACUUCUGAAUCAACUGAUCGAUCAGGGCGGGGAUUACUUGGCCACAUCGCUGCCCUACGUCCUGUCCAUACUGUCCAAAGGCCUGGGGCCGAGAGUGGCUCUCCUGUCACACACACUGCCGCACAGGCCGGAGUGGGACAUUGGGGAAGAGCCGGCAAAGCACCGGGACAGCAGCCUCCUGUCUGUGGGACUCCUGCUGGAGGCGGAGCUUCAUACCAGCGUGUUGGAGAAGGGCCCGGCCGCCGAUAGCUCCCAGGCCUUAGAUUUCCGGGCUUUUUGGGGAGAGAAAUCCGAACUGCGUCGGUUCCAGGACGGCUCUAUCUGCGAGGCGGUGGUUUGGCCCGGCAGCUCUCUGUGUGAGAAACGGAAGGUUCCAGAGCUCAUUGUGAAGUACCUGCUGGAACUACAUGCCGACAUUCCGGAAUCCUGUAUCAGCUACACUGGGAACGUGCUGGAUUGUGUCCUGACCAGAGGGAAGGAGGCCGGCACAGAGGAGGAGAAGAUGGUCGGCAUUAUCCAGUCCUACGAUGACCUGAGCAGGAAGCUGUGGAACCUGACUGAUCUCCCCCUGACAGUCACCUCGGUGCAAGGGACCCACCCGUGCCUGCGCUACAGCGAUGUGUUCCCUCCUCUGCCAGUGAAACCUGAUUGGUCGUCCUACCAGUUACUAAGGGAAAAGAAGUGUCUCGUCCCCAACCCAGAGAAACCCUGCCCGGCCUAUGUAGCUCCAGUGAAAGUUAUUUGCCACAUGGAAGGGAGUGGGAAGUGGCCCCAGGAUAAAGAUGCCAUUAAAAGAGUGAAAGCCGCUUUCCAGAUCCGACUGGCGGAGCUCCUGCGUGCCCAGCACCAGUUACUGUGCAACCCGAGUGCCACCCACACUGACGUGUACAAGGAUGGCUACGUGUUCCGUGUACAAGUGGCCUAUCACCGGGAGCCCCAGUACAUGAAGGAGAUUGUCACCCCGGAGGGGAUGCUGAAAUAUCAGGACACUGAGGAGUCCCUGCAACUGGAGCUGGAGACCCUUCACCUACCCAGUCUGACCAGCACCCUGCAUGGGCUCCACCAACAGCACCCUGCUUUCGGGGGGACGUCUCGGAUGGCCAAGCGCUGGAUUCACAGCCAACUCUUGGGUGACAGUUUUUCAGAGGAGUGUGUGGACCUCCUGGUGGCGCAUCUGUUCCUCCACCCAGCACCCUACUCUCCCCCCAGUUCCCCCCAGGUGGGCUUCCUGAGGUUCCUGCACCUUUUGGCCACCUUCGACUGGAAGAACAGCCCCCUGAUUGUAAAUCUGAACGGGGAACUGAAGGGUCCGGAUUACACAGAGAUCCAGAAUGACUUUAUAUCCGCUCGGGCUCAGCUCCCCGUCAUGUUCAUAGCGACCCCAAAGGACAAGAAAGAUUCUCUCUGGACCAAGACCCAGCCCACUGCGCAGAUCCUGCAGCGCCUCAUUGUGCUGUGCCUGGAGUCGUUACGUGCCCUGGAGCAGCAGCUUAUGGAUCCCAGUGGAAGCCAAGACUAUAAGAUGACCUUCCGGCCGCCCCUGGAUUUGUACGAUAUCCUGAUCCGCCUGAACCCCAAACAAAUCCCGCGCCACCGAGAGGCCGUGGAUCAGCCGGCAAAGUCCUUCUUCCGCGGUUUGCUAAAGGAGGGGGCGCAGGUGAAAGACCUGAUGUUUCCUGUUGUGGGUUACGAUCCUGUCCAGUGCUACCUGCAGGAGCUCAGAGAAGCGUAUGGCGAGUUUGCCCUGUUCUUUCACGACAAGCACGGAGGGGACGUGAUCGGGGUGCUAUGGAAACCUUCAGGCUUUGAGCCUCAGCCAUUCAAAACAACCAACAUGACUGGCAGAGUAAUGGAUGGCAAGAGUGCCAAGCCGCUGUUGGUGCCCAACGUGGAGGCCAUCGUAGAGGACUUUGAGAUUUUGGGGGAGGGCCUGGUGGCCAGUGUGGAGGCCCGGACAGAGAGGUGGAGCAUUUGAUGGACAAUUGGCCGCGCCUCCGGGAUCAUUCCGCUUUUGCACCAUACGGCUAAGGAAGAAGCUGAUAGAAUGGAUUGCGCCUUCCCACGGCCCCUUUGUUACACCCCCCCCCCCCAAAGAUAUUUCUGCUCCAUUUCCUUUGAAAUAAAUGUCUAGACUCAAA